Paracoccidioides brasiliensis Pb18 is the source of this 975-nucleotide messenger RNA. RefSeq names its product pyridoxine biosynthesis protein pyroA. The record is from RefSeq and is a predicted model, not a curated record. Bases 1 to 975 code for a protein of 324 amino acids. The transcript is spliced from 3 exons. Gene Ontology annotation, molecular function: amine-lyase activity. Gene Ontology annotation, biological process: pyridoxine biosynthetic process; amino acid metabolic process; pyridoxal 5'-phosphate biosynthetic process.
AUGGCAACAGAAGCACCUAACGGACCCACGCCCAUUGGCAAUGCUGUCACUUCUACGUCACCGGCCGACUUCACUGUCAAGGCCGGCCUUGCUCAAAUGCUGAAGGGCGGCGUCAUCAUGGAUGUAGUGAACGCAGAGCAGGCUCGUAUCGCCGAAGAAGCGGGUGCUUGCGCUGUCAUGGCGCUUGAGCGGGUGCCAGCGGAUAUCCGGGCUCAAGGCGGAGUGGCGCGCAUGUCAGACCCGUCAAUGAUUAAGGAGAUUAUGGGAGCUGUGACAAUACCAGUCAUGGCUAAGGCGCGGAUAGGCCAUUUCGUCGAGUGCCAGAUCCUGGAAGCCAUCGGCAUCGACUACAUCGAUGAAUCCGAAGUCCUCACCCCAGCCGACCAGCUCUACCAUGUCACCAAACACCCCUUCAAAGUCCCCUUCGUCUGCGGCUGCCGGAACCUAGGCGAAGCCCUCCGCCGCAUCUCCGAAGGCGCCGCCAUGAUCCGUACAAAGGGCGAGGCAGGCACAGGCGACAUCGUCGAGGCCGUCUCUCAUAUGCGCACCGUCAACAGCCAGAUCGCCAAGGCCCGCGCCAUAUUGCUAUCCGGCUCCUCGUUGCCGGGCGGAAGCGUCGAAGCCGAAGCUGAGCUGCGAGCCUAUGCGCGCGAGCUGGAAUGCCCAUAUGAGCUGCUGCGGGAGACGGCGGAGAAGGGCCGGUUGCCAGUUGUGAACUUUGCCGCGGGCGGGGUGGCCACGCCUGCUGAUGCGGCGUUGAUGAUGCAGCUGGGGUGUGAUGGAGUGUUUGUUGGAUCGGGGAUUUUUAAAUCGGGGGAUCCGAGGAAGCGGGCCAAGGCCAUUGUCCAGGCCGUCACGCAUUACAGGGAUGCGAAGGUGUUGGCGGAGUUGAGCCAGGGGCUUGGAGAGGCUAUGGUUGGGAUUAGCGUGAGGGAUAUGGGGGAGGGACAGAAGUUGGCGAAGAGGGGGUGGUAG